GUUUCCCAGGCAACGGAAGAAAGACAACAAAACGGUGCGGGGAGGAAUUGACUUGAAUAACUGCGAAAGUUUACGAUCUUUUGACAUGUACAAACUUGUCGAGUGCAGAUAGUUGUAGUAGUUGUUCCUUACAGCAUUUACCUAAUGUUAACUUAUUUUACAAGUUGUGUACGGCAAAAAACAAACGAGAGAGAUUGCCUGGCCAUGACUUCAUUAUUGGGGAAAGAAAGUAGUAUUACGAGUUAACCAGCUCCAGUUUUGUAUCCUGCGUGCCUGCACACGUUGCGGUCGUGAUGGGUGAGGUGUGUGUGCGGGUUGCGGUUCGGGUCCGGCCGCUGCUGCCCAAAGAGGUUCUUCUCAACCACCAGGUGUGUGUGCGCGUGGUUCCCGACUCAGCCCAGGUGAUGUUGGGCGCUGACCGCACGUUCCCGUUUGACCACGCUCUCGGUCCAACAUCCCGGCAGGCCGACGUGUACGAGUCCUGCGUUAAGCCGCUGCUGGGACAGCUGAUUGAGGGCUACAAUGCUACGGUGUUCGCCUACGGUCAAACCGGCUCCGGGAAGACGUACACACUUGGCGGUGGGCAUGUCGCCGCCGUACCGGAGGAAGAAGCGGGGAUCGUGAGUCGUGUGGCACAGGAUCUGUUCGCUUUUCUGGAUGAGAAGAGCGAGGUGGACGCCUCUGUCCGGGUGUCGUACGUGGAGCUGUACCGAGAGGAGCUGCGGGACUUGCUGGAGCUGCACACGGAACAUAAGGAGCUGCACGUAAGAGAAGACGACCGAGGAAACACAGUUGUGGUGGGCGCCAGGGAGACGGCGGUGACCUCGGCCGAUGAGCUACUCGGCGUGCUGGAAGCAGGCAACGCCCUGCGCCACACCGGCUCCACCCAGAUGAACGAGCGCUCCAGCCGCUCGCACGCCAUCCUCACCCUGCAGCUCACCCAGCGUCGCCGCGACGACACGCUCUCCUCCAAGCUCCGCCUGGUGGACCUGGCGGGGUCGGAGCGGGCCGGUCGCACCGGCAGCACGGGCCAGCGCCUCAAGGAGUCCGUCCACAUCAACACCGGCCUGCUGGCCCUCGGCAACGUCAUCCGCGCCCUGGCGUCCGCUGGCGCCGGUCGCCGCGGCAACCAUGUCCCCUACCGGGACGCCAAGAUCACACGGCUCCUCCGGGACUCUCUGGGAGGUUCCGCCCACACGCUGAUGGUGGCGUGCGUGAGCCCCUCCCACCACAGUGUGGCGGAGACGCUGAGCGUGCUGCAGUUCGCCUCGCGGGCCCGGCACGUCCGGAACCGGCCGGGCGCCAGGGGGGCGUGUCCAGGGUGGGACCCGGGAGAGGCCCGCGUGGGUGAGCUGGAGCAGGAGGUCCAGACGCUCCGAGAAGCCCUGAGGGACAGGGACAGGACCAGACACACCAGCCAGGAAGAGGACGAGCCAGACAGAAAGUCCAGGAGGACGGAGGGGGAGGAGUCACUGUUCCGCUGCAUGGCCCAGGAAGCUGCGUUCCUGUUGGAGGAGCUUCAAAGAUCCCCCCACAGCGAUGACACGCUUCAGCGUCUGCAAGAGUGGCUGGAGAGACACAGGGAGCUCAGCCAAUCGGAGCAGCGCGCUGGGGCCGGUGGAGAUGAUAGGGGGGAGGGCAGGGGUGUGGAUAGCGGGGGGGGCAGGGGUGAAGGCCAGCACAUCACCAUCCUGCAGCUCAGACGUGAGCUCAGGAAAUGUCAGGAGGCGCUAGCUGUAGACGAGGUGGUGUUUGAGCAGAAGGAGGCGGAGCUGAGGGAGGUGCGGAGGGAGGUGCAGAGCCUCCUCCAGGAGAGACAGACUCAGCUGCGGGCCCUGGAGGAGGAGAGGGAGCACAGACGCAUCCAGAGUGACCAGUUGGUGGAGCAGCAGCUUCUGAUCGAUCGUCUCCGUGGCGACCUCCUGACAUCCAGAACCACGACGUCGGGGUUGUCGCUGGAAACGGGGGAUUCUGGGAGCUUAGCACCCAAGAGGCCUCACAGUGUGCCCCUCCUCAGCCAGGGCCACAGCAACACCAGGAAGAUCCACACCAGUCCUCCAGCCUACUCCCUGGAGAGGGUGCUGGCAGCCUUUAAGACCCGCAGCGCUCUGCUCCUCGCCCAGAUAGAGGAGCAGGAUGAAGUCCUCACACAGCACAUCCUGGAGGAGCAGAGGGGAGAGGAGGAGUUGGAGGAGGGGGAGGAGGAGGUGGAGGGAGGGAAGAGAUUCAGGCGUUCGAUGAACCGCACUUGGACGAGCAAACAGAAAACGACCCAGAACCCGGGUUCUGACCAGAACCACGAGAAAGAACUCAACCUACCUCCACUGAAAGGGGUCACUGCAGGUGCUGAGGACCACGAUGGACAGAGUCACAGGGAGGCGGGGCUACGAGCUAGCCACGCCCAGAGGCGGAUCCAAGAGCUGUCUGUCAACAUUCGCUUGAAGGAGGAGCUCAUUAGAGAACUGGAUAAAACUGGUGAGUCUCUCAGGACAGUGGACCCUGGGAAGACAGAGACUGCCAAUGACAAACAUCAGAGGGACACAGCUCAACUCAGAGACAAGAGGCAGCAGGUGAUCAGGGCGGGGCGUGGGGGCGGGGCUGGACGGCAGCGUGGGGGGGGCGCGCUGGGGCGACUGUCCCUGCAGAGCCAGCGCAGCCGGGCGGAGCUGCAGCGCAGCGUGGAGCAGAUGACACUGCAGAGAGACCAGCUGCAGCUUCGCCUGGGAGCCGGAGGGGGGGGAAGACACGCCCCUCAGACGGGACACGCCCCUCAGACAGGACACGCCCCUCAGACAGGACACGCCCCUCAGACAGUCGAGGGAAACGGCAUCUCCAAUGGCGUUGAAGAAAAGCAUCUGCAGGAGAGGAGGGCGUGGCUGGAGCAGGAGGAGGAGCUAGCGCUGCAGAGGAGGCGGGACUUACGGGAGCUGGAGGAGGAGCUAUGGAGGAGAGAGGAAGUGCUGCUCCACAGAGAGGCGUGUCUGCAGGAGAAGAGCCAGCUGGAGAUGAAACGGCUACGUUCCAGUCAGGCUCUGAGCCAGGACCUGCUGAGGGUGUCUGCUCGGCUGGUGGUGGUGGAGGAGGAGCUGGAGGGCGAAGGGCGGGGCGGGGCCUCCCUGGAGGAGCUCCGCAGGGAGAGGGCCGUGCUGAGGGAGAGGAGGGAGGCGUUCGACUGCCAGCUCAGGGAGGCCAGGCUACUCACGCCUCAGGAGGAACAUUCCCUGCUGCAGCUUGAGGAGGCGCUGGAGGCGCUGGACGCCGCGGUGGAGUUUAAGGACCGCUCAAUCCAGGAGAGACACACACAGCUGGGAGGCCCCGCCCACAACUCCCCUGCUGACCCCGCCCACCAUGAUGUCAUCAGGAAGCUGAGGGAGCUGUCGCAACCGGAGGCUUCAGCACUGCUGGUUAAGUACUUCAACAAGGUGGUGUGUCUGCGGGAGAGCGAGCGCCGCUUGGAGCUGAGCUGUGACGAGCUGCGUCUGGCCGGGGAGGAGCAGCGGGCCGCGCUGGCGGGCAUGGAGGCCGCACUGCAGCGCCUCACCCUGGACGCCGACCGCAAGCUCACCCUGCAGCACCGAGAGCAUCAGCACAGCAUCCAGAUCCUGCUGCAGCAGCUCCAGGAGGGCGGCUGCGGGGGUCCAGGUGAGGCUGAGCAGGCAGCACAAGCCAGGCUGCAGCAGGUGGAGAGAGACCUGUUCUUCUACAAGAGCAGCAGCCGAGAGCUCAAGAAGAAACUCAGAGAUCUGGUCAAUGACUCCCUCCACCCCCACCCCCACCCCUCCUCCCUCCACCCCCACCCCCGACCCCCCACGCAGGGCAGGGGCGAGGGGCAGGGAGGAGGAGAAGGAGGGGGUGAGUAUGUGGCAGGGGAGGUGGAGCUGACACCAGUCCGCCUGUCUGGCAGAGAACUGAGGCAGAUCUCCUCCGGCAACCUGAUGACCUCUACCCCUAGGGGGCAGUCCACCCUCAUUAGCAGCCGUGGUUCCUUCCAGGAGGACUCCAUCGAAGUGCCCAGAAACACAGACUGAUCAAUCAAUCAGUGGCUGGAAAGGAAGUCUAAAACCGACAUGAUGAUUAACUGACAAUAACAGCAUUAAGCAAUAACAGGAAGCUUCUGGUAUGACGGGAACAGGGUGACUGUAUGCUGUGUGUCCUUGUUACAUUCAUUGUACAAACAAAAAUGUUUGUCAAUGUGCUUCCUGGUCUGUGGAAACGUUUGAGGCGAAAUUCGUUCCAAUGAUUUAUCCUCCUAGUUUGAGGAUUUGACUUAUUUUCUUACUGAAUGGUGGAAGAAAGAGAGACUUGAUGUUAUGGUGCACAGUGAACCCUGUGGCACUUCAUGUCAUGGAUCAGGAUUCAUAUAAAAGCACUUUGAUCUGUGAACCAGGUUCACGUCUCAAAAUUGUGAAUUGUGUGUUUGCUAAUGUUGUUUUGUUUGUUGAUGUUUGUUUUGUUGGUUUCAUACUUUAUAAUUAAUAAAUUAUCUUCUGGUUUGGCAUAACAUGUUAAUAAACACUAACAGCGGUCAUAC
Hypomesus transpacificus is the source of this 4531-nucleotide messenger RNA. RefSeq names its product kinesin-like protein KIF27. NCBI's taxonomy places the organism in Eukaryota, Metazoa, Chordata, Actinopteri, Osmeriformes, Osmeridae. Gene Ontology annotation, biological process: microtubule-based movement; mitotic spindle organization. The record is from RefSeq and is a predicted model, not a curated record. The transcript has 16 exons. Gene Ontology annotation, molecular function: microtubule motor activity; ATP binding; microtubule binding. Bases 294 to 4028 code for a protein of 1244 amino acids.